This is a messenger RNA of Dovyalis caffra, 1173 nucleotides long. The record is from the annotation of a GenBank genome assembly. NCBI's taxonomy places the organism in Eukaryota, Viridiplantae, Streptophyta, Magnoliopsida, Malpighiales, Salicaceae.
AUGGCUUCUACUAGUACUACUAAAGAGUCUAACAGCUCUGGUUCAGCAUCAGAGGGAGGAGGAGCUGGUCAUCACCAUGGAACUAAAAUUAAAGGAGUCUUAACUCAUGGGGGUCGUUAUGUUCAAUAUAAUGUUUAUGGUAACUUGUUUGAGGUUUCUAGCAAGUAUGUCCCUCCUAUUAGACCUAUUGGUCGGGGUGCUUAUGGCAUUGUUUGUGCUGCGGUGAAUUCGGAUACGCACGAGGAAGUUGCUAUAAAGAAGAUUGGUAAUGCAUUUGACAACAGAAUAGAUGCUAAAAGGACUCUGAGAGAGAUUAAGCUUCUACGCCACAUGGAUCAUGAAAAUGUUAUUGCUAUCAGGGACAUAAUACGCCCACCCAAAAAGGACGCCUUCAAUGAUGUCUACAUUGUUUAUGAAUUAAUGGACACUGAUCUUCAUCAGAUUAUUCGUUCUGACCAAGCACUGAAUGAUGAUCAUUGCCAGUACUUCUUGUACCAGUUAUUACGAGGAUUAAAAUAUGUACACUCAGCCAGUGUUCUGCAUCGUGAUCUUAAGCCUAGCAAUUUGCUUCUCAAUUCAAAUUGUGACCUUAAAAUUGGAGACUUUGGGUUGGCAAGGACAACGUCUGAAACAGAUUUCAUGACUGAAUACGUGGUCACUCGUUGGUACAGAGCACCGGAGUUGCUCCUUAAUUGUUCAGAGUACACUGCUGCAAUUGAUAUUUGGUCUGUUGGUUGCAUCUUUGGUGAGAUUAUGACCAAAGAACCUUUAUUUCCAGGGAAAGAUUAUGUUCAUCAGCUGAGGCUUAUUACAGAGUUAAUAGGUUCGCCCGAUGAUGCUAGCCUUGGUUUUCUGCGAAGUAAUAAUGCCCGAAGAUAUGUUAGACAGCUUCCGCAAUACAAAAAGCAAAAUUUCUCAGCUAGGUUUCCCAAUAUGUCUCCAGGAGCUGUAGAUCUACUGGAGAAAAUGCUUGUGUUUGAUCCCACUAAUCGCAUCACUGUUGAUGAGGCUCUUUGUCACCCAUAUUUGUCAUCUCUCCAUGAUAUCAAUGAUGAGCCUGUCUGCCCCAGGCCUUUUCAUUUUGAUUUUGAGCACCCGUCAUGUACUGAAGAGCACAUCAAAGAGCUCAUCUGGAAGGAAUCAGUGAAGUUCAAUCCUGAUCCACCCAGUUAG